CAGGAACCAAACGGCCAAACCCCACGAUAAGCGCCAACCUGGCAACCUUCCUCUCCAACUCACCCGGGUCCAGUCCAGGCCCUCGUCUCCACUUUAGCCCUCUGCUCUACCAUUUCCAGCGAGCCAAGCGCAAAACUAGGGUUUUCGUCGGAGACACCUCCCCCCUACCAUCAGAGCUUUGGCAAUGGCGAUCGCGGGCCAGAGUCCCGACAUCCUUGGAGAACGCCAGUCCGGCCAAGAUGUCCGCACCCAGAACGUGGUGGCGUGUCAAGCGGUUGCCAACAUCGUGAAGUCGUCGCUGGGCCCGGUCGGUCUUGACAAGAUGCUAGUUGAUGACAUUGGUGAUGUGACAAUUACUAAUGAUGGGGCAACAAUACUCAAGAUGUUAGAAGUUGAGCAUCCAGCUGCCAAGGUUCUUGUUGAGCUGGCUGAGCUUCAAGACCGGGAAGUGGGAGAUGGGACAACAUCUGUGGUUAUUGUAGCUGCAGAGCUGCUUAAGAGAGCAAAUGAUCUUGUGAGAAACAAGAUUCAUCCAACGUCCAUAAUUAGUGGCUACAGGCUUGCGAUGAGAGAAGCCUGCAAGUAUGUUGAAGAAAAACUGGCUGUAAAGGUUGAAAAGCUCGGAAAAGAUUCCCUCAUAAACUGUGCAAAGACAAGCAUGUCUUCAAAAUUAAUUGCCAGUGACAGUGAUUUCUUUGCAAAUUUGGUUGUAGAUGCAGUUCAAGCUGUGAAGACUACAAAUGCAAGGGGAGAAGUUAGAUAUCCGAUCAAGGGCAUCAAUAUCUUGAAAGCUCAUGGGAAAAGUGCCAAAGAUAGCUACUUGCUGAAUGGCUAUGCUUUAAAUACAGGCCGAGCAGCUCAAGGAAUGCCUACUAGAGUUGCACCUGCAAGAAUUGCUUGUCUUGAUUUUAAUCUCCAGAAGACAAAAAUGCAAAUGGGUGUUCAGGUCUUAGUCACUGAUCCUAGAGAACUUGAAAAAAUUCGUUGGAGAGAAGCAGACAUAACAAAAGAGCGAAUUGAGAAAAUUCUAAAAGCAGGAGCUAAUGUUGUACUGACGACCAAGGGAAUUGAUGAUAUGGCACUAAAGUAUUUUGUGGAGGCUGGGACUAUUGCUGUGAGACGUGUUCGCAAAGAGGAUUUGCGGCAUGUCGCCAAGGCCACUGGUGCAACUGCGGUUUCCACAUUUGCUGACAUGGAAGGAGAGGAGACAUUCGAUUCAUCAUUUCUUGGAUUUGCUGAUGAAGUUGUGGAGGAACGAAUUGCUGAUGAUGAUGUAAUCCUGGUGAAGGGUACUAAAAGUACUAGUGCGGUUUCAUUGAUACUUAGAGGUGCAAAUGACUAUAUGCUUGAUGAGAUGGAUCGAUCUUUACAUGAUGCAUUGUGCAUUGUCAAGAGGACCCUUGAGUCUAACACGGUUGUUGCUGGUGGUGGUGCAGUGGAGGCUGCUUUAUCUGUGUACCUGGAGUACCUUGCUACAACUUUGGGGUCUAGAGAGCAGUUGGCAAUUGCGGAGUUUGCUGAGUCUCUUCUGAUAAUACCUAAGGUACUUGCUGUGAAUGCUGCAAAAGAUGCGACUGAAUUGAUUGCAAAACUUCGGGCUUACCACCAUACUGCUCAAACAAAAGCAGAUAAGCAGCACCUUUCAAGUAUGGGCUUGGACCUAUACAAAGGAACAAUCCGCAAUAACCUAGAAGCUGGAGUUAUUGAGCCUGCAAUGAGCAAAGUGAAGAUAUUACAGGGAUGAUGCAUAUAAGUGAGGUGCUAUGAUGCCGCUGCUGGAUUGCCACCCCAGUUCCAGUAAUCGAACAAAGAGACUGACAACCAUGUUGCCAAUCAAUUUGUUCCACAACCCUAUUAACUUUUGUUGAAAUACCUCAUUCACAGCUUUUGGUUUAAGUGCACGGAUACAAUAUUUUCUUGUCCCAGUUGUUGAGAUUUUUUCAAAAUGUUUUGGGUGCAGUUUGCAACUGAGGCAGCUAUAACAAUUCUGAGGAUCGAUGAUAUGAUCAGGCUUGUUAAAGAUGAGCAGCAGAAUGAAGAAGAUUAGAUAUUGGUUUGGUGGCCUUAAAUGAACCAGAUUAGCAGUUUUGUGGUUCUCGGUAGUUUGUUGUGAUUCCACUUUAGAGAUGGGAAUUUUUGUGUCAGUGUCCGUCAAUUUUGGUAAUGAUGAUUGGGAUGCUUAUAAACUUACAGUUCCCAUGCUGACACAGGAAAAUGCUAAAGAAAUCAUCGCCAUUUUUCAAUUGUUAUGUGAAUCCUAG
Messenger RNA from Elaeis guineensis (African oil palm), 2261 nucleotides. Its product is annotated as T-complex protein 1 subunit alpha. Gene Ontology annotation, molecular function: ATP-dependent protein folding chaperone; ATP binding; ATP hydrolysis activity. NCBI's taxonomy places the organism in Eukaryota, Viridiplantae, Streptophyta, Magnoliopsida, Arecales, Arecaceae. Gene Ontology annotation, biological process: protein folding. The record is from RefSeq and is a predicted model, not a curated record.